UUCAGUCAGUCACCCAAUGAAUAAAAAUAUAAUUAUAACCUAACUUUACUGAAAUAUUUUCUAAUUUGCUUUCGUAAAAAUUACAUUCAAAAACAUAGUGGUAAUUCAAUAGUUGUAGAUUUUCCAAUAAAAUAAACUAAAAUGGCAAGUAGCCGAUUGGAAAGAAUUGGAACUAUUUUCACACGAGUGGAGGGAUUACUGACAAAAGGGGCAAUGAGACCUGAUGAUAGACCACUGUGGUUUGAUGUGUAUAGAGCGUUUCCACCCCUUACAGAACCAAAAUUCGCCAAGCCUAAGCCUGAAAUUAAACCUAUCAGACAAAUUCUGUACUCUGAGGAUGCUGUCAGAGCGAAGUUCCACUCAAAAGGCCAUGGCUUAGGAGCAGUAAACAUGAUAAGUCAAACAGAAACCCAAACCAAGAAACUCAUUCAACAGUAUGAAAAGCUCAAAUCUGAAGGCGUGCCAGAAAACGAACUUAUCGAGAAAUCUGCGGCAGUAGUCGGCAGUGAAAGACAACUAGAAGCAACAAAAGCCAAAGUUAAUAUCCAAUCUCCUAAUUCAGUUACAGCUCAGGUUUUGGCUGAUGCUGACCUCAAGAAUAUUUUCUCUGAAAAGAAAAUAGAAUAAAUAAAAUUAUCUACCUAGAAUAUACUUAGAUAUCUGUUAUUAGUUAUUAGAUUAGUUAAUAAAGAUUUUUUGUUAAUUAA
Helicoverpa armigera (cotton bollworm) is the source of this 707-nucleotide messenger RNA. It is a transcript of the gene mRpS23, whose product is annotated as mitochondrial ribosomal protein S23. The record is from RefSeq and is a predicted model, not a curated record. Gene Ontology annotation, cellular component: ribosome; mitochondrion. Gene Ontology annotation, biological process: translation. The transcript is spliced from 3 exons. Lineage: Eukaryota; Metazoa; Arthropoda; Insecta; Lepidoptera; Noctuidae. Bases 142 to 627 code for a protein of 161 amino acids. Gene Ontology annotation, molecular function: structural constituent of ribosome.